ACGGAGGUAUUACUCAUCCGGAAAACGAAACCAUCGAUUUGCAGCUCACACAAGGGCAAACAAAAGUGCACACGCACACAUUGGCAAGGUGGCCCCCUCCUCUUUCCGUUGCUCACACACCAGCAUAAGGAAACUCACACACAGACGUCACGAUGACUGCGCCGCGACGCCUGCGAAAAGAAUUGGGCGAUUUGCAGGGCAACGCACUGAAGGCCUUCCGGGACAUUAAGGCGGACGAUGACAACCUGCUGCGCUGGACGGGAUUGAUUGUGCCGGACAAUCCACCGUACAAUAAGGGCGCCUUCCGCAUCGAGAUCAACUUCCCGGCGGAGUAUCCCUUCAAGCCGCCCAAGAUUAACUUCAAGACACGCAUCUACCAUCCCAACAUCGAUGAGAAGGGCCAGGUGUGCUUGCCCAUUAUCAGUACGGAGAACUGGAAACCGGCCACACGCACCGACCAGGUCGUCCAGGCACUGGUGGACUUAAUCAACGAGCCUGAGCCGGAGCAUCCGCUGCGGGCAGAGUUGGCCGAGGAGUUUCUUAAGGACCGCAAAAAAUUCGUGAAAAACGCCGAGGACUACACCAAGAAGCACAGCGAAAAACGUCCGGCCGACUAGCGGAUAGGCGAAGGUAUAGCUGGAGGAGGUGGGCCAGUCCACAACCCAUGUGUACCCUUACCCCUUAGUCUUGUGAUUUUUCAGUUAGUUAUUUAAUUUUCAUUUUUGAUCCCUGAAAAACUAUCCUCAGAAAACAUUUAAGCAUAUAUUUCCCCGGCAGAGUACCUAGUUUUGUAAAAGUAGCACUGUAAUUUGAUGCAAGUGAGAAAUACAUGUUCGUUAUGUUAAAAUA
Drosophila sechellia is the source of this 849-nucleotide messenger RNA. It is a transcript of the gene Ubc10, whose product is annotated as ubiquitin conjugating enzyme 10. Lineage: Eukaryota; Metazoa; Arthropoda; Insecta; Diptera; Drosophilidae. The transcript has a single exon. The coding region runs from base 153 to 617 and encodes 154 amino acids. The record is from RefSeq and is a predicted model, not a curated record.